AUGCCUACUUUCGGCACUUUCUCUCUGGUCGGAUGGCUUGCCAUCCUGCUGGUCAUGUUCACUGGCAUCUUUGAUGCUGGCUUCCCGGUCCCCAGUGCUUUCGCCAUGGACACCGGUGCGGUCACUGAACGUGAUGUUGACAAUCUGCCUUACAUGGUCAACCACCUGUUCGCCCGUGCUGAAACUGUGACUGUGACUGCGACUGAGUGCGAGCCUACCUCCACUCUGACCACGAUUGAGAUCUCGCUGCCUCCUUUCAUUAUCCCGGGUACGAGCACUGUCUCUGCUCCUGAAGGUGGUAUUUCGACUGUUCACAUCACUCUCCCGACCACGGUCGCUACCACUGUCUCUGGUCCUGGAGGCAUCUCGACUGUGCACAUCACUCUUCCUGGCCUAGUCCCAAUCCCUACCACUUUGCCUGCUCCUGAGGGUGGCAUCUCAACUGUUCAUUUCACUAUUCACCCAACAGUUGAGGAGCUAUCCACCUUCAACACCGCGACUCACCCCAUCCCUGCCAAGACAGUCACCAGCGGCAGCAAUAACACUGAGUCUGUGGUCCCGCUGCACUCUGUCAAGACCACUGGUGCAAUGACCCUCAUUAACAGCACCCAGGCUCCCUCGGUUACUGCCCACCCCAACGGUGCUUCCUUCGCCAAGGGCAUCCACAACCACUCGGUUCUUGUUCUGGCUGUUGGUCUCGCAUACCUUAUGUGA
This is a messenger RNA of Penicillium lagena, 714 nucleotides long. RefSeq lists its product as uncharacterized. Bases 1 to 714 code for a protein of 237 amino acids. The record is from RefSeq and is a predicted model, not a curated record. The transcript has 4 exons. Lineage: Eukaryota; Fungi; Ascomycota; Eurotiomycetes; Eurotiales; Aspergillaceae.